Phytophthora infestans T30-4 is the source of this 817-nucleotide messenger RNA. RefSeq lists its product as uncharacterized. Gene Ontology annotation, biological process: maturation of 5.8S rRNA; maturation of LSU-rRNA. NCBI's taxonomy places the organism in Eukaryota, Oomycota, Peronosporomycetes, Peronosporales, Peronosporaceae. Bases 188 to 817 code for a protein of 209 amino acids. The record is from RefSeq and is a predicted model, not a curated record. The transcript has 2 exons. Gene Ontology annotation, cellular component: preribosome, large subunit precursor.
GGCCAUGGCGGAGGUGACGGUGUCUAAGGCUGCGCAGGAGCCGCCCCAGGCCGAGAAGCCGCAAGACGCUUCGUCUGAUAAUGCGCCUACUAGCGAGGAGGAGCAGAGCAAUGACGAGGAGGACGUGCAGCCCCAGAGCUCUGAUGAGGAAGACGAGACCCACGACGCCGUGGGCUUUGGAGAUGCGAUGAGCAAGAUUCUCGGCCAGAACGUGGCGGAAGACGCGCUGCCGAUUCUGGCCAAACGUACGACGGCGCGUAUGCGUGAGAUUCAAAGUGACAAGAAGGAAACGAAGACGGCGCGACUGAGUGCUGCUGAGAAGCGCGAACGUGAGCAGAAGGACAUGGCAGUACCUGACCAUACGACGGCGGUACAGGACCGAAAGCUGCGUAUGAUCGCGACGAAAGGAGUGGUGGCUCUGUUUAACGCCAUUGAGAAGCACCAACAUCAGGGCGGCAAGAAGGAGGACAAGAACGACAAAAAGGUCAAGGAGAUGUCCAAGGACAACUUCUUGGGUCUGCUUAAGGCUUCGCAACAGAAGACUACAGCGAAACCUGCCGCUAAGAGCUCGUGGUCUGUGGUGCAGGACGACUUUAUGAUGGGCGCCAAGCUCAAGGACUGGGACAACCAGCACGGCAAAGAGGUGGGAAGAGUGCGGCAAACGGGCGACGUUGACGUCGAGGCGGCGGAGGAUGUGGCGUGGAAACAAGCCGGAGACGCGUUGGAUAGCGACAACGAGGCAGUAGAAACCAGCAAACCCACCAAGCGACGGACAUCCGCGUCUUCUAAGCGCAGCAAGAAGGUUAAGCGCUCAUAG